AUGACUUAUCUAGAUUCAGAAAAACCCAGAACAAGCAAAUUUUUUAAUGGCAAAGGUAUAAUUUAAUGAUGUAUAUAUUUGUUUAGCAAUUGCAUUAGAAAAAAUGAAUAGAUUUGAAGAAGCAUUGCAAUAUUAUGAUUCAGCUAUAGAGAAAAAUCCAGAAAAUUCAAGUUACUUCUACAAUAGAGGUAAUAUAAACAAUAGCCACUUUAGCAUUAACAUUAGAUAAAAUGAAUCAAUUUGAAGAAGCUUUAAAUUAUUAUGAUUUAGCAAUCUAGAUAAGUCCAUUAAAUCAGGAUUACUAUUAUGGUAAAGGUAAAAAGUAAACCGUAUAUGUUUGUAGCAGUGACUCUAUUUUAUACAAAGUUAGUAUUAAAAGAUAUAGAAUAUGAAUAGAUAGGAUGA
Paramecium primaurelia is the source of this 405-nucleotide messenger RNA. Lineage: Eukaryota; Ciliophora; Oligohymenophorea; Peniculida; Parameciidae. The record is from the annotation of a GenBank genome assembly.